Messenger RNA from Blepharisma stoltei, 1338 nucleotides. NCBI's taxonomy places the organism in Eukaryota, Ciliophora, Heterotrichea, Heterotrichida, Blepharismidae. The record is from the annotation of a GenBank genome assembly.
AUGAAGCCAGCAAAGUGCUUUAUGGAUAAUUGUCUAAAUGAUCCAGAGUAUAUAUGCAAAUGUACACCUGCUCGCACUCUUUUUUGCAGCGCACAUGCAAGAAAUCACAUGGUUAUGAAGUUUAAAAAGCCUCAUGAGUGAAUUGAUCUUUACUUUGAGCCAAAUCCAGAUUCGAAAAAGAUAAUCAUCAAGAAACUCAAUGAAAUAAAAAAUGAAAUUCGCUCAUGUCUUGAUAAACUUAUGCUGCAGUAUGGAGAACUAUUAGAAACAAUUGAAAAAUCUUUGAGCAUUGCUCUGGAGAAAUAUUAUAAAUUAAAUGAUGAGUGCGAUGAAAUCAUUCUUUUUGCGUCCCAAGAGAGGAUACUUAAUGUUAAAACAGAAAAGGGGGUGGGAAAGUAUCUUAAACUUGGGCCUGAAGAAUGCAAAGAAUCAAUACAAUAUUGAAAAAUGCCUGAAAUAAAAGAAGAUUUAAGCAAAAUCAAAGAAUAUAUUGAAGAGCUUUAUGGAAACUUGGAAGUGAAUCCAUUCAAAGAAAACGAAAACGAAAUAUGCUUUAUAACACAGAAUAACCCUGGGCAAUUUAAUUCAGUAAAUUUAGCUUCAAUGACGAUCUCAACCAAAACUAUCGAUCUUUUACAAAAACUACAUAAUGCUAGCUCUAUUUUAAUCCCUACCAAUAGCUCAGUUUUUUUUCAUGGAAGUAACAGAAAUAAUAACAUGCGCUAUCCAGAUUCUUCCGUGAGUAUCAAUUUAAUUGUCGAUGAAUUUAAAAAUGCUAAAAUAAUUUCAUCAGGAACACCAGCAACAAAGCCAUUGCUAGCAUAUUAUAAAUCAUGUGUUUAUGCCUUUGGGGGGUGAACUAAAGAAUAUAUAUCAGAAAAAUAUAAUUUAGAAGAAAAUAAAUGAACCAAGCUUAAAUCUCUUCCAACUCAAUACUGUUGAUGCAACUCUCAUUCUACAUUAUUUAACAAUUUUAUUUUGAUUACUGCCUAUUGCUGAACAAAUAUGCAGUGUUAUGAUAUAAAGAAGGACACUUUUGAAAUUAUUCCAAACUUAAAAUUAAAUUAUUCGAGAUAUAAAUCAAUCUUUUCUUAUGAUAGAAGAGCCUAUCUUUUUGAGUUUGGAUUAAAUAUCUAUCAAAGUGAAAAAGAUGACUUUUCCACAUGGCAACUUAUAGGAGACAAUCGAAUUUGUAAUUCAAUACCUCAGUCCUAUAGCCUAAUAUUUAAAAGCAAUAUUUAUUUUAUAAAUGAACAGAAUAGCUUAAUAGAAUUCAAUCUCAAAGCCAAGGAGCUAAAAUGUGCUCAAAAUUCUGUUUAUAAUCUAAAAAAAGCAUAA